UCUCAGCGCACAGCCCGACCAGAACCAACGGUUUUGGCCAUCCAAGCCUGGAAACGCCAACAAAGCGUCCGCACUCGCCGGAAAUCGUAAGAGCCGAAAGCGUAAAGCGUAAAUUUGACAUCAACGAGGAAAAUGAGCCCAAAGGUUAGUCUCUGCGCCCAGCUGCAUUCUUCACACAAAUAUUUCUGGCUGACAUGGAGCGGACGAGGGAGCGAGAGUUUUUGCAGAUAGAGUGAGCGCAUGAUGUGGGGUUUGCACAAAAAAUGUAUCUUUUGUUAUUUGAUGAGCCAUUAUAUGUAUCUAACUAAUUCUCCUCUACGUUUACACAACCUGUCAAUCUUGCUACGUGGCCCCGAUAUUCCAAUAAAAGUGUAAUAAAAAGAGUCAAAUAUGGAAAUGGCAAUUCAAGCAGUUCAAGCUUUAACUUGAUUUCUUGUUUUGCUGUCAAUCUUUGCGUCACGCAGAAUAACAAUAAAUAUAAUGUAUGUAUGUUGCAGUGCAAGUAAGUACAUGAGUCCGCUUAUCGUAGUGACGGAUAUCAAUUAAAUCUAUUUUGAACACUCACAAAAGUAAAUUUAAUAAUCAUUAUAGUGUUUUGAACAGUUCGAUCGUUUAUAAUAAUAAUAAUAUUUAAAAUGGAAUUAAAAUUUUAAAAAAUUGUAAUUAUCAAAGUUCUGUGCAAUCCCCAUGGAGCUGCUCUCGAUAGUUGUAGGGUUUCAUUGCCUGUUGCGUCCUUGAACUCAAUUCACUCUAACUUGAUUUGGUUGUGGUUUAGCUUUUGGAACGACUGAGAGUGUAGAACAUGUCUCCUGUGAAAUCGAAUCGUGUUAAGUACAGGAAAAGGUUUGAGGAUGCGAGGAUUUGCAGUGGCGAGAAUGUUGAAACUGAAGCUGAUGAAACACAAACAGCAAUAUCCAUCGCUGAGACUGCAAUCCUGAAUUCAAGCGUCAAUUCGACUGCUAUCACUGAUAAAGGAUGGGAUCUACCUCACACGGUGACCAAACUGGAGAGCCCCUCGGGAGGGGAGGUUUACCUGGUAGGCACAGCUCACUUCAGCAAGGAGAGUCAGGAGGAUGUUGCCAAGGUCAUUCAACGAGUUCAGCCGCACAUAGUAACUGUGGAGCUGUGCAAGUCGAGGAUAAAUAUCUUGCAGUUGGACGAGCAGACUAUCCUGGAGGAAGCCUCAAAUAUAGACUUUGCGAAGAUCAGAGCCACAGUCCAACAAAACGGGGCGUUCAACGGCAUGAUGUAUCUGUUACUCCUCUCCAUGAGUGCCCAUCUCACGAAGGAGCUGGGAAUGGCUCCAGGAGGAGAAUUCCGCAGAGCUUUCCAAGAAGCGAAGAGAGUGCCUCAAUGCCAGAUUCACCUUGGGGACCGUCCGAUCAAUGUGACUCUGCAGAGAGCCCUGUCGUCCCUGUCGUGGUGGCAGACCAUCAAGCUGACCUGGCAUAUCUUGACCUCGCGAGAUCACAUCAGCAAGGAGGAGGUCGAAAAGUGCAAGCAGAAGGAUCUUCUCGAGGAGAUGCUGGAAGAAAUGACUGGAGAGUUCCCUGCCCUGAGCAAAGUUUUUGUUCACGAAAGAGAUCUUUUCUUAGCGCACUCUCUUGCUCUGGCAGCGCAGCCAAAUGGGAAUAUUCCGUCUCGGGUAGUCGGCGUUGUGGGAAUCGGCCAUGUCCAGGGAAUAAAAGACAACUGGGGCAAAGUAGACGAAGCAACCAUUCAGAGCAUCAUGGCACUUCCUCAACCAUCGAGGACAAGCAAGGUCAUCAAAUUCACCAUGAAAGUGUCUGCAAUUGGUCUGGUUGUGUGGGGAGCGUACAAACUCCUUCCUGUUCCCAGGAUCACAGCUUUAGUGAAGUAAUCAACAGUGACACAAAAGAUGACUACGUCCACGAAGACAUUAGGCUCGUUUACACGCCCGUGAAUGUACCUGGACCUGGUUGUCCCCCUGACAUCUUUGAUGAAGUCAUUGCAUGUGGUUGUCUAUGCCAGGACACUUGUUCCUCGUUAAAUUCACAAUGUUUGUGUGUGUCCAGGCAUGGACCCAACUACUCUAACGAUGGAGCAAUCCUGAACUAUCAAGACCCUAUAUUUGAGUGUAAUUUAAGUUGUAAGUGCAAGUCGAGUGAGUGCAAGAACAGAGUGGUGCAGUCAGGCCCAGCGUACGGCCUUCAAGUUUUUGAGACCGGCUUCAAAGGGCGUGGUCUCAGAACGAGUCGUCAUAUUCCAAAAGAUCACUUCAUAUGUGAGUACGCAGGCGAAAUUUUAGGACCUGCCGAAGCGUCUCGAAGAGCUAUCGCACAGGGGCCUGGCAGCAAUUAUAUCUUGGUCGUCCGAGAGCACUCGGAGGGAGCCUCAACAGUAAUCACCACCAUCGUGGACCCUACCUGCGUAGGGAAUAUUGGCCGAUAUGCAAAUCACUCGUGCGACCCAUCCGCAGUGAUGGUUCCUGUCAGGUCGUCCAGCCUGGUGCCUCACCUCGCCCUUUUCGCUGCUAGAGAUUUAGACGCGGGCGAAGAAGUCACGUUUGACUACGCCGGUGGCGAUAAAAUGCCUUCUCUGUCCACAACGCCAUGCCAAUGUGCUUCUGGUAAGUGCAGAAGCUUCCUGCCCUGGGAUCCGUGCUUGUUGUAGUGUUUUCCAUGGUGCUGGUUUUGAUUCUUAAAAUUUGACUUAACGCUCCCUCUAUUUAAUUGUGUAAUACAUUUUUGCAAGCCUGCCAAAUUUAUAAGACACUGACAAACACGUGUUAUUUUGUGCACACAUGCUAACUUAUGAUAAGUGAAUUAAUAAAUCUUAUUUUUGCCUUUGAAGCAA
Messenger RNA from Cloeon dipterum, 2817 nucleotides. Its product is annotated as traB domain-containing protein-like. Lineage: Eukaryota; Metazoa; Arthropoda; Insecta; Ephemeroptera; Baetidae. Bases 976 to 2634 code for a protein of 552 amino acids. The record is from RefSeq and is a predicted model, not a curated record. Gene Ontology annotation, molecular function: protein binding; histone methyltransferase activity; zinc ion binding. The transcript is spliced from 7 exons. Gene Ontology annotation, cellular component: nucleus.